Messenger RNA from Branchiostoma floridae (Florida lancelet), 6795 nucleotides. Its product is annotated as kinesin-like protein KIF16B. Lineage: Eukaryota; Metazoa; Chordata; Leptocardii; Amphioxiformes; Branchiostomatidae. The record is from RefSeq and is a predicted model, not a curated record. Gene Ontology annotation, molecular function: microtubule binding; ATP binding; microtubule motor activity. Gene Ontology annotation, biological process: microtubule-based movement.
AUGGCAGAAGGUGCAGAGGGAGACCAUGGCAGAGAGAGGCAGAAGCAUUUCUACUACGACUAUUCCUAUUGGUCAGCAAAAAGUAGUGACCCACAUUUUGCUUCACAAGAACAGGUACAUAAAGACCUAGGUGAGGAUGUGCUGGAGAAUGCCUUUGAGGGUUACAAUGCCUGCAUCUUUGCCUACGGACAGACUGGUUCUGGGAAAUCCUAUACCAUGAUGGGAAAUCAGAAUACACCUAAUCAGCAAGGCCUUACACCCAGGAUUUGUGAGGGUUUGUACUCACGAAUUGAAGCUAAUGAUGAAGAGGGCAUUUCCUACAGAACUGAAGUUAGCUACCUAGAAAUCUACAAUGAAAGAGUUCGUGACUUGCUGAGAACACCAAGGAAAGGCAUGGCCUCAGGCCACACACUCAAGGUGCGGGAGCAUCCCAAGGAAGGACCAUAUGUGCAAGACCUAUCCAAACAUCUUGUUCAGGACUAUGGAGACAUAGAACAGCUGAUGGACAGGGGAAACAAUAUCAGGACUACAGCCUCCACCAAUAUGAAUGAUGUCAGCAGUAGAUCACACGCCAUCUUCACCAUUGUGUUUACACAGGCCAAGUUUAACAGGGAGAUGCCCAGUGAGACUGUGAGUAAGAUCAACCUGGUGGACCUGGCAGGCAGCGAGAGGGCCAGUGCAACAGGUGCCACUGGGGACAGGUUAAAGGAAGGAGCGAACAUCAACAAAUCCCUGGUAACUCUGGGGAACGUCAUCUCCACUCUAGCGGACCAAUCCAUUGCCAGCUCCUCAGCUCAUGGCAGCAAGAAGAAGUUCUUCAUUCCAUACAGAGACUCCGUCCUCACCUGGCUGCUCAAGGAUAGCCUGGGGGGAAACUCCAAGACAAUCAUGAUCGCAACAAUCUCUCCUGCAGCUGUUAACUAUGGGGAGACCCUCAGUACACUUCGCUAUGCAAACAGAGCCAAGAACAUCAUCAACAAACCCACCAUCAAUGAGGAUGCAAAUGUGAAGUUGAUCCGUGAACUACAAGCAGAAAUUGGAAGGUUAAAGUCCUUGCUUGGGGGAGAUGCUGGUGUGUCCAGUAUGUCUCCAUUUGGUCCACACGAGGCAGAGCUGAGGAAGCUCCAGCAGAAUGAAGCUCAGGUGAAAGAGCUAACAGCACAGUGGAUGAACAAGUGGAAGGAGACAUACGAUAUCAUGAAGGAGCAGACCCUGGCCCUGAGGAAGGAGGGGUAUGGGGUAGUGUUGGACUCAGAACUACCACAUCUCAUUCGCAUUGAUGAUGACCUUCUCAGUACAGGAAUCACACUCUACAGGCUAAAGGAGGGAAAGACUCUGAUUGGCAGAGAAGAUGCCAACCCCAAACCUGACAUAAUCUUGUGGGGCAUCGACUUGGAGAGCAAUCACUGUGAGAUCGAGAACAGCAACGGCAAGGUCACCCUCCUCCCCAACAACAAUGCCCUCUGUUCCGUCAACGGAGAUAUUGUCAACACGCCAACUCAGCUUAACCAAGGUGCUGUGAUCCUGCUGGGCAGGACCAACAUGUUCAGGUUCAACCACCCUGCAGAGGCAGCCAAGCUCAGGGCAGAAAGGAAGGUUAGUGGACACUACAACAUUAUGAGCCACUCCAUGACAGACCUGUCAGCCAUAGAUGAGAACCUCAAUCCUGCCAUGCUCUUCAACCCAGGGAUGGAGUUGGAGAGAAAGCAUAGAAUACAGUUGGAAAAGUUGGAAGAAAAAAGACGCCAUAUUGAGGAACUUGAGGAGGAACAUCGUAAAGCGGAAGAUGAGAGGAUGGCAGAGCAGAGGGCCAAGGAGCAGGAACUAGAACAGAGAAGGCUACAGGUGGAGAAGCUUCAGCAGGAGAGCCUGACAGUGAAACGUGAGGCUGAGGAGGUUCACAAGAAGAUAAAGAAGGAGCAGGAUGCCCUGAAGAGGAGGAGCAUGGACAUAGAGAAACAGCUCAGGGACUACAUGCAGGAGAAGGAGAAAUUCCAGGUGGAGAAAAUCCAGGAGAUCCAGGCCAGGGAGGUGGAGCGGGCCCAGUUUGAGCAGGAGAGGAAAGAGCGAGUCCUGGAGCGGCAGAAACUGGAGAAGGAGAAUGAGGAGAUCAAGCUGAGGAUGCAGGAUGAACUCCAGAAACUUGUGGAGAUGGAGGAAAAACAGAAGCAAACUGCUGAGGCAGCCAAACAACAAAUAGCCACCGAACUGUCCAGUCUGGAGACAGAGAGGCAACAGCAGAAGGAAAGGUUGGAGGCAGAAAUGAGGAGGCUUGCUGAACAGGAAGCUGUGCAGAGGGAUCGGGCACAGAAGUUUGAAGAGGACAUCCAGCGACAGAGGGAGGAACUGCAGCAGGAGAAGGAUGAGGAGAUGAGGCUGGUGGAGGAGGAAAAAAGAAAGGUUGAAGAGCUGAAGAGUGAGUUAGGAAGACUGAGGACGGAUGCCAACACCCAAAAACAGGACCACCAAAAGGAGCUACAGCUAGCUGUACAAAGGUUUGAAGAACUUGAGAGAGAAAAGAUGUCAGCCAUUGCUAAGAAAGAAGAGAAGCUGCAGAAGAAGAAGGACAAGUUGGAGAGGGAGAUCAAAGAUGGCCGCCAGCAGCUGGACUCCGACCUUGAGUUCCUGCACCACCGCGAGGCCAGGCUCAAACAGAUCAGCGAGAUGGUGGACUUCGAAAAUGACGAGGAGAGACACGAGGUGGAGCGGGAGGCACAAGCCAUCGAACAGGAGAGGAUGAGACUGAAAGAUCAGGAGCAGUGGCUGAGUGACAAGGAGAAAGAACUAGAGGGCAUCAUCGCAACAGACCUGAAGGUCAUAGAGGAAGAAAAGGCAAACCUUCAGGAAGAGUUGAGUAAAGAAAAGAUCAAGAUCGACAACAUGCAGAUGUCACAGUCCACCAUAGAGCGGCAGAUAGAGGAGAGUAGUGCAGCCUUGGAGAGGAGGACCACUAAGAUCAUGCAGGAUGAUGAGAGGCUGAACGAGCUGGAGAGGCAGAGGAAGGUCACAGUCUACACUCUGGAGGAGGAGAAAAAACUGCUGGAGGAAGAGAAGCUGCAGUUGGAGAUCAUUGAGAAACAGCAAAGGGAGGAUGCUGAGGUUGCUCUGGCGGAGAUCAACAGGCGGCAGUGUCUGGUGGACCAGGAGACGCAGGAAGAGGUGGGGAAGAUCGAGAUGCAGCGCCGCAAGCUGGAGGACAGCACAUGGCUGAGAAACAACAGCUGGAGGAGAGGGUCAAGGAACUCCAAGUCAUAGAGGAACAGUACAAGAUGGCCAAGCAAGAACUCCUGGAGAAACAGCGCAAGUUUGAGGAGGAAAGACAGCUGGAACUUCAGAGAAUCGAGAUGGAAAAGGUCAACCUAAAGGAGCUGGAGGACCAAGAGAAGUAUGCGGAAGCUGUGAGAAACCCACUGGAGUCUCUUGUGGAGGAGGAGGUGGAGCGGCGGGUGCAGGAGGUCAAGCUGGAGCAGGAGCGCCGCCUAGCGGAGAGGGAUGAGAAGCACAAGCUGGAGCUGCAGCAGCAGAGGAGGGAGAUGGAGAGGGAGAUGAGGAAGAUGAAGAUGAAGUACCAGGCCAGGUCCUUGCCAACCUUGGCCACAGGGGAAGGGAGGUCACCCUCUCUUGACAGACAGGCCACUGUACAGAGCCCAACCGACUUCAGCUUGAAUAACAACCGUAGACACAAAACCCUGAAACUCAAGUAUGAUGCCAUUCUGAAUAGACCAGUGGACCUGGAUGUGACCAAGAUUAAGGACCCCAUCAAAAUAAGCAUUCCCCGCUUUGUCAUGCGAGGGUAUGGCAAGGAGGAGCACUUUGAGUUCGAGGUUAAGACUGAUGUGCUGGGGGAAGUCUGGACCAUCUUCAGGAGAUACAGCAAAUUCAGGGAGCUUCACGAAAUGAUGAAGGGCAAAUAUCCUGAGGAAUUCCCUCCAAAGAAACUUUUUGGCAACAAAUCUCAGAAACUGGCAGAAGAGAGAAGGGUGCAGUUAGAGGCCUACCUGAACAACUUCAUCGCUGUGUGCCUCAGGAACAAAGCCAGCCCGCUCUACCCACGCAAGGACAAGCCGUUCUCCAAGCGCACUCUCUGCGACUUCGCACCAUUCUUUAGAAAGGGCAUCUUCGAGUCCUCUGUGUAUCAAGUGGUAUAGGGAGGACAGUAUUUCCAAUUCCAGCUUCAGACUUAGAGGUUUGAUGGUAAUGAUUGCAAUCCAUUUUACUGAAGCAAUGGGAACUCAAAGCAUGAACUGUUAAAUCUCAGAGGUUCUCACUUUUGUAUAUUGCCUUCUUUUUAAGUGCGUUCAAGCAGAAAUGUCAUGAAGAGUGAAUGUGCAGUACAUAGUUUGUAUAGCACAACUUGGGAUUUGAACAUGGUAACCAUGGAGCAUGCUUUCUCUUUGCUUCUAAUAGGUGCUUACAUGUACAGUCAUAAAGCUCCAGUCACACAGUCGAUGAGUUUCCACUGUAAUUGUUGGUGGCCAGAAGGGGACUGAUCUUUACAAAUUGCAUGGUGAUUGAGAAAACACUAGGUGUAUUACUGCCAGUUAGGGCAAACAACUCAUAAGCUCCAUUUUCGUGCUAUGUGACAGGGCAUUACGACGGGCCAUUCAACAAAGCAACAUUGAGCCUAGAAUACAGCAUUCCAGUUAGUUCAACUUGACUUGCAUCAGUAAGAUUAAGAUUGUUAAGCUUACUUUCAUAUAGGAAAAUAUGCACAACACUUCAAAGUGCCUUGGACUACAGCAAUACAGGGAUAUGUUACCUUUAUGCAUUUUCAGGAUUAUCAGGAUUCUACUGAAUGAUGUAAAGAUUUCAGCUUAACACAUUCAAGAAGAGAGGAAAGAACCAGACUUUUACUGGACACCUCCCACUGACUAAGUCCACACUACAUGUAUAUGACAAGAUUGUACAAAUGUAAUGUAUGUAUGGAUGUAAAUAAUAAGUUUAAUUUGAUUGGCAUACAUCCGGAAACAGGAUGUAGACCAAUUAUUUAUUGAGAGGAACUAUCUACAAAGUAUCAUAUGGGGUAUUUUGUAUUCAUGUAUGUGUUAAAACAAGCCAUUGCUAGCUUCAGUGUUACUGGUAAGUAGUGGUUACACAAAUUAUGUGCAUGAAGAAAAAAGUCUUCCAGAUUUGUAGUCGCUAAUGGCUGUUCUAGGAAUCAGCAACAAAAACAUUUUGAAACAGGUAACAACAUGGGAGCGUUAGAGUAGGGGCGUGGUUGGGCACUACCUAAACCAUGCAACUUACAAGUAUUCAAAAUAAAAGUAGUGACAGGACAAAGUUCUUUUUGCAAAGUAAAGAAAUGUUGGUUAUUCUUCUAAGCCCUUUAUAGUGCUUGUACAACUGAUGUUAAACCAUGUACAGUGACCUAUGAAUUGCAUAGCAUGCACUAGUAUAGCUGAGAUAUCAGAAUGCAGCAAAACAAUCAUGAAAAUUUGUAAAGAUAUAAAUUAUUUGGAUACAUUUUUUAAAAACUGUUGCAAUAUUGCACUUAAUGUAAAUUCUCUGCAUGCUGUGUUUUCUUUUGCUUUUUGUUUAUCAUCUGUGUGAUGAUGCUACAUUUUGUAUGUCAACACUGAGUUGGCCCUUUUGCUUGCCAUACCAUAAGGUUUUCAUAUGGGUUACAUGUAAAAGUGCAAAAAAUAUAUAUUGUUAAAAUGCUAUGGUGCUGUUAACAUUACAAAUCAAGGAUAAGAUUUGCAUUUAUUGAUGUAUGGUGUCCGUGAGUGGACCACAAUAUAUUUAGGAAUAUAAUUUAUGCAUUUGAUGAUAUUGAAUUGUUGAUCAUGACAAUCUAUAAAUUUUACAUCUACAAAAAUGUUGCAAUUCAGCAUGAACGUUAAACUACCCCCUGGCACAUGCUGUUAAGUUGUGGUUUUUGUAUUGUUACACUAUUAGUUGGUUUCAGGCUUGAGAAUGAAUUUCAUAUGCUGUAUAUGAUAGCACAUCAGCAGUACAUAAUGAGGAUACAUGAGACAGCCUGGCUGGUAGAUUGUUGUAAUCAGUGACAUGGUCAACACAAAUACUACUGAACACUGUUGAACCCUUGACCAGCAUGGAACCUCAGUUGAAAUGUGUUAUCUGGCAUGUAACACUAGUGCACCUUUUCCGCUGGGUAACGAAAAUCCGUUGAAUUUGAAAAUAGGGUAUUUAUGGAUAUCAAGUCAACAGACGGUACUUUAAAACUGCAAACUUGUGAAAAUACUGCAGUUUGAAACCACCGCCCGUCGACUUGAUAUUUGGUGAAAUAAACUGUUUUUCAACCACGAAUAUAGCGUACCCCACGGGAAUAGGUGAACUAGCAUUACAGGAGUUACUGUUAUGUAGUGAAAACAGAAUUCAUCACAGUAUCUGUUUAAUGUUUGGUCAAUGUUGUCAGAAGUUUGUAGCAUACAAUCUGUUGUCUGACACAACUUUAUUGAAACUAUGGACAGGAUAUCUUUUUCAUACACAAACACGGCCUGAGAUGGGCUGAUAAAGACUUGUUCUGCUGAUGUGUUGUCUGUCAAUAAGACACCUGACUCAAGACCAUGACAUUUUUUUGUGAUUUUAUUACAUUGAUCUCAGUGUGACAUGUUGAUUUUUUCUUGCUGUGGUAUGAUUUGUUUCCCAAUUAUUGAGUACCAUCACAUAAGCUGAAAAGUGAUAUUGUGUAUGUACAAGGAGGUUUAAAAAGGAUCCCAAAGCAAUUACAUGUACAUGUCAUGCAUUAUUUCUUUUGAAAAGACAUAAGAUUUCUGUUUGAAAGACAUGGCAUUAUAUAUGUAUUAAAGAAAAAGGACAUCUGCAAUGUAA